AUGCGCUUUGUGGUUACGGAACUAGGCAGUCUGAUCUAAUGAGAGGCGAUGAUUAGCCGUUAGCUUGUUGUCUCCAGAAGAAGAACUUACGAAGUUUUCUUCGUCUUUGUCUGCCUGUUAACCCUGUCCGCUCGAGGCGGUUCCGGUGCAGCUGAAUCUCGCUAAAUUCUGACUCGGUGUGGAGCUGCACCAUCAGGAUGUUCUGUCAGCACUACCUCUUGCUCCUGCUGUGUGUCGGAGUCUCUGCGGUUGAAGUGCAACGCCCCCGCGGUGUCCCUCUAACAAAACGGCAGUUCUAUGAAGAGGGCAAACCAUUUACUUGCCUGGAUGACUCCCGCACUAUUUCCUUUGACAGAGUGAAUGAUGACUACUGCGACUGCCAGGAUGGCUCAGAUGAGCCAGGCACUGCUGCUUGUCCCAACGGCAGCUUCCACUGCACCAAUGCAGGUUUCCGACCGGCCUUCAUCCCGUCCUCCCGCGUUAAUGAUGGAAUCUGUGACUGUUGUGACACAACAGAUGAGUACAACAGUGGUGCUGCCUGUCAGAACACCUGCAGGGAGUUGGGGCGCAAAGAGAGGGAGAGUCUGCAGAAGAUGGCAGAGAUUGCUAAAGAGGGAUUUAUGCUUAAAAAACAACUUAUCCAGGAGGCCAAGAGGAGCCUAGAGGAUAAGAAGGCCAAAGUGGUAGAUCAUCAGGUCAGCAAAAAGGAUCUGGAAGACAAGGUGGAGGCUCUGAGAACUGUAAAGGAGACUGCAGAGCAGCCAGAGAAAGAAGCUAAAGAGCGCCAUCUGAAGGCCUGGGAAGAUCAAAAAGCUCUCAUUCGCAUGGAGAAGGACAAGGCGAGACUGGCUGAGGUGUUUCUUGAACUGGAUGAUGAUGCAGAUGGCUUUGUCUCAGUGGCUGAGUUUGUGUCCCAUUCUGAGCUCGAUCCAGAUCCAGAUUCAGAUGGUUCAUUCACUGAAGCAGAGGCUCAGGGAUUAUUGGGAGGAGUGGACAAAGUGGACACAGUAGCAUUUGAGGCUGUUUGGAAUAACAUCAAAGAAAAAUAUAUAUCAGAGGCCACCGCAGACACCGCAGCACCAGUGGAGACUCCACAGGAGGAGUUGAGGGAGCCAGUCUCUGACAAUGACUCUGAGCAGUACCCUGAAGAUGACAUCCCGGAGGAUGGAGAAGAGGAUGAUGAAGAGGAUGAGGAUGAUGACCCAGAUGACGCAGACUACAAGACCCAUCACACGAUGCCAGCUCAAGAAAAGAAGGAUGAUGAUGAUGAUGAAGGGACUAUGCCACCCUAUGACCAAGAAACGCAGACCCUCAUUGAUGCUGCUCAGAAAGCCAGGGAUGAGUUUGAUGCGACUGAGAGAGCUCUCCGGGAAGUGGAUGAUCAAAUCAAGAACCUUGAGAAGGAAAUUUCCUUUGACUUUGGACCAGAUGCUGAAUUUGCCUAUCUCUACAACCAGUGUUAUGAGUUAACUACUAGCGAGUACAUCUACAGGCUCUGUCCUUUUAACAGAGUAUCCCAGAAACCCAAGUAUGGUGGAUCUGAAACUAACUUAGGGACAUGGGGAAAAUGGGCAGGUCCUGAGGAUAACAUCCAUUCUAUGAUGAAGUAUGAACAUGGAACUGGAUGCUGGCAAGGCCCUAACAGGUCCACCACAGUUAAGAUAACAUGUGGAACGGAGACAGUUGUGACAUCUACCUCAGAGCCCAGUCGCUGCGAGUACCUGAUGGAGUUCACCAGUCCUGCUAUCUGCCAGGAGCCCCGGAACCUGGAUCCAGAGCUUCAUGAGCACGUAGAGCUCUAGGUCCACUUGAUUUGUUGUUCCUGAGGGACCACACAGUCACUGCAGCAACAUGAAGUUGCCAUGCUGUGAGCGGCACCACCUUGGUGUCGGCUAACAAUCGCGAUGGAAAUUCUGAUUAGUUAUGUCGUCUACACUUCCAACGUCCAGUGCUACCUGUUGUGUUGAUUCCCUGAUUUGUGUCAAAUGUAGUGUUUUGAAAUAAAGUUCUUUUUAUCAUAUUCCAAA
Messenger RNA from Xiphias gladius (swordfish), 2027 nucleotides. RefSeq names its product protein kinase C substrate 80K-H (gene prkcsh). Gene Ontology annotation, biological process: liver development; N-glycan processing. NCBI's taxonomy places the organism in Eukaryota, Metazoa, Chordata, Actinopteri, Istiophoriformes, Xiphiidae. The transcript is spliced from 18 exons. Gene Ontology annotation, cellular component: glucosidase II complex. Gene Ontology annotation, molecular function: protein binding; calcium ion binding. The record is from RefSeq and is a predicted model, not a curated record. The coding region runs from base 198 to 1802 and encodes 534 amino acids.